GACCCUGAGGCUUCCCGAAGACGCCACGGCUCCGCCUCGGCUUCCGACAGCUGCGGCGUCUGGAGAAGAUCGGGAUGUUGUCACUUCCGCCGGAGUCCCUCUCUGCAUCCGGGUCGGCUGCUGCCGCUGCCGCUGUGGCUGAGGGACUGGGCCCGGGUCUCACCGUCGGAGGGGAGCGGGCUCCGCUCGGCGCCACCUUCUGCGACCUGGCCGUCAGCCCUACGUCGCCGGCCUGGAGGGGCGAAGAAGACGAGGAGGCCAAGGGUUCCUCCGGGGACCUUGGCUCUCUGGAUUAUCAGGAGCUUGUAGUUGACAUUGAGUCCAGGCUGAGGAUGGAAGGUGUUGAACUUAAGGAAGAAUGGCAAGAUGAAGAUUUUCCAAUACCUUUACCGGAAGAUGAUAGUAUUGAAGCAGAUAUAUUAGCUGUAACUGGACCAGAGAGUCAGCCUGGCUCACUAGAAGUUAAUGGCAAUAAAGUGAGAAAGAAACUAAUGGCUCCUGACAUUAGCCUAACCCUGGAUCCUAGUGAUGGCUCUGUGUUGUCAGAUGAUUUGGAUGAAAGUGGGGAGAUUGACUUAGAUGACUUAGAUACACCAUCGGAGGACAGUAAUGAAUUUGAGUGGGAAGAUGAUCUUCCGAAACCCAAGACUACUGAAGUUAUUAGGAAAGGCUCAAUUACUGAAUAUACAGCAGCAGAGGAAAAAGAAGAUGGACGACGCUGGCGUAUGUUCAGAAUUGGAGAACAGGACCACAGGGUUGAUAUGAAAGCAAUUGAACCCUAUAAAAAAGUUAUCAGCCAUGGAGGAUAUUAUGGGGAUGGAUUAAAUGCCAUUGUUGUGUUUGCUGUCUGUUUUAUGCCUGAAAGUGGUCAACCUAACUAUAGGUACCUGAUGGACAAUCUCUUUAAGUACGUUAUUGGCACUUUGGAGCUGUUAGUAGCAGAAAACUACAUGAUCGUUUAUUUAAAUGGUGCAACAACUCGAAGAAAAAUGCCCAGUCUGGGAUGGCUCAGGAAAUGCUAUCAACAAAUUGAUAGAAGGUUACGGAAAAACCUAAAGUCUCUAAUCAUUGUACAUCCCUCUUGGUUUAUCAGAACACUUCUGGCUGUUACAAGACCAUUUAUUAGCUCAAAAUUCAGCCAAAAAAUUAGAUACGUCUUUAAUUUGGCAGAACUAGCGGAACUUGUCCCCAUGGAAUAUGUUGGAAUACCAGAAUGCAUAAAACAGUAUGAAGAAGAAAAGUUAAAAAAGAAACAGAAAAGAGUUGAUCAAGAGCUUAAUGGAAAACAAGAUGAACCGAAAAGUGAACAGUAAGUUUGGCAUCUAGUCCAAACACGACUGAAGAAUGUGCUGAUGAAGCAGUGCUUUUUUGCAUUUAUAAUGCAUUUAUUGGUCCUGAUUUUUAUGUAACCUGUUACAAAACUGACUUGACUUUUUUUUAAUGGACUUUUGUAUAAGGGACUGUUCACUGCUGUACUGGUUUGCAGAUCUCUCGAAUUUAGCUCUUUACUAGCUAAUUAUAUUGUAAUCAUUUUAUAUUUUAUAUUGCUAAAUAGCAGAGAACCACACUUUAUAUAAAGCAGUUUUUGCAUUUGUUUAUUAAAUGAUGCAUUUUCUUCAGUAAAAUAUUUAUAUGCCU
Molecule: messenger RNA, 1638 nt
Organism: Eubalaena glacialis (North Atlantic right whale)
Lineage: Eukaryota; Metazoa; Chordata; Mammalia; Artiodactyla; Balaenidae
Gene: BNIP2
Product: BCL2 interacting protein 2
Exons: 11
Coding region: 75-1313 (412 amino acids)
Biological process (GO): apoptotic process
Cellular component (GO): cytoplasm
Source: RefSeq, a predicted model, not a curated record